AUGCAGAUCGGUUAUAGCCCCGGUGACAUUUAUACCUGCAUCAGACUUGCGAAUGAUCUGCGGAAACGAUUCAAAUAUGCACCGUCGCAGUAUAGGAUCAUUUCUGAGGAAGUCGAAACAUUAUCAAAUAUAUUCCAAUCUAUAACAGCGGAGCAUCAUGAUCAUCAUUUGAGUGAACAGCAAAAAGAUACUCUCAGUGACAUUACAAAAAGAUGCCAACUUAUCCUGGGGGAGGUUCGAAAGAAACUGGACUAUUACGCGGAAUUUGAUGGCACCAAGAAUUUCCUCGGCGCAGUGCAGCUAUUUUGGAAGCGCUUCUUAUGGGACGAAAAAGAAGCCACAGGAUUUCGAGAACAGAUUCGUCAAAGGGUGAAUGACCUAACUCUGUUAUUGGGACACCUGAAUUUGUAUGAUCCUUGGCGAGGUUUGAGUUGGAUAGUUCUAACUAUAACUAGGCAAGUGAUCCAAGACACCAAAUAUCUGACAAUUUCCAAUCGGAAAGGAGUCGAACAGAUCGUGCAGCAUGUCAAUGAGAAGGACCGACUUGAUCUUAUGAAGUGGCUCUCUCCGAUCAAUAGUGCAGCAAAACAAGCCGAUACUUUGAAGCUUCGGCACAAAGGUACCGGGCGAUGGUUCCUCGAAACGGACGAAUUCUCCAUUUGGUUCAAUCAAGCUCAAAAACAAAGGGAACGACGCACCCUUUUCUGUCAGGGUGCUCCGGGAACUGGAAAGACGCUGAUGAUGUCCACUGUGAUUGACGAACUCCGUCGUCGCAUACGGCAUGAUAGUAAGAUCCGGUUGGCAUACUUCUAUUUCGAUUACCGUGAGGAACUUACAAUUGAGGAAAUACUCGCCAACCUCCUCAAGCAACUUAUCCAGCACGCAAUGGUACCACAUCGACUGAAGUCUCUAUAUGAGAGUCACCGGAAGUACGAAACUCAUCUUACCUUGGAGGAGAUCUUGGAGCUCCUGGAAUCUACAAUUUCGGAAUCUUCGAAGGUGUUCAUCGUCAUAGACGCUUUGGACGAAUGCCGAUUACCUCACAUCGACCAACAAGAAUUACUCACUCGUAUCUCUGAGUUCCAAGAUAUUCACAACUUAGGCUUCCUGGCCACCUCCAGAGACAACCCAGACAUCUCAGACAUGUUCCCGAACUGUCCACGUCUUAGGGUUGAAGCAAAAGACACGGAUAUUAAACCAUUCGUGGAAACCUCUUUAAAUCAUUUCUGUUGCGUCAAAGAGUCACCGGAUCUACGGGAAGAAAUAGUCGCGGCUAUCAUAAAUGCCGCUGAUGGGAUGUUUCUCCUUGCCAGUCUACAACUCGGCUCCUUAGAAAAGCUGUCUCCAGAUGAGGUCCGCACACAACUAAAAAAUCUCCCUCCGGCAUUGGAUGAGGCAUACUCAGAGACCUUGGAAAGGAUCGAGAGCCAAUCUCAUGAAAAUGUCCGAAAAGCCAAACAAGUCUUGCUCUGGAUAGCGUGUGCAUCCAGGCCAUUGAGCCCGCAUGAAGUGCAGCAUGGCAUAGCUAUCAACGUCGGGGAAUCUAAACUUGGCAAAGGGAAACUCACCAAUAUAGAUGACCUGGUUUCCCUAUGUGCAGGUCUGGUCAGGGUUGAUGAGCAAACCGAUGUUAUUCGAUUGGCCCAUUACACUACGCAGAAAUACUUGGAUGACAAACGAGAAAGAUAUUUUCUGGACCCGCACUCGCAAAUUGCCCAUAAAUGUCUCGCCUAUCUCUGUCUGGACAGCUUUCAAACAGAGCCCCCUGAGUCGCGUCGUGAAUACCUAGCUCGUCAAAAACAAUAUCCACUGUAUGCGUACUCCGCUGAAAAUUGGGGCUACCAUGCGCGACAGGCAUAUGUCAGUGUUGAAGGGAUGGUCAAAAUAUUUCUUCACAAUCACCUCGCACUCAAGAACUCCCUUCAGGUUCUGCGGGUAGAUCACCUUUUCCCAAUAUACAAGAACACAAUCCUGAGCAAGUUUUCGGCUUUGCAUUCCGCUGCGUGGUUUGGGCUUGACGAGUGCAUCUUGGAUCUUUUGACGGACAAAUCUGUUAUUGAUGAUAUAGACGAUGACGGACAAACUGCAUUGCACUGGGCUGCCCGAAACGAGCGAAUCAGCACAGUCGAACUCCUCCUGCAACACGGUUCCAGGCUCAAUUUGGUAGAUAAAGAAGGAAAAGGUGCGAUCCAUCAUGCUAUCAAUAAAGGGGAGGCACGUUUGCUUCGAGUUCUUGGUGACAAUGGCGCAAACCUGGAACUUGCGGACAACAGAGGUCAAACACCUCUCCUAAACGCAGUGGAGACCAUGGCAGUGGAAGCUACGCAGAUUUUAUUAGAGAUGGGAGCUGAAGUUGGGGCUUUAAACCUCAUGAAGCAGAAUGUUCUGCACUUGGCUGCCUUAGGUGGGAAGGAUGAUGCACUCCAGGUGAUAACCUUGCUCUUCUCUCACAACGGUUGUCCAAGCCCUGGUGUAACCGACUUGGAUAACAUGACACCACUUCAUUAUGCUGUGGCCAAAGGUCACCAAAAGCUCGCCAAAUUGCUACUUCAGAAUGGAGCAGACAUAAAUUUUGGGAUCCAAAGGAACUGCGCAGGCUACCCAAUGGGGAAUCACCAUAACACUUGGGGUCUGACCCCGUUGCAUUUUGCUGCACUUGCAGGAAGUUCAACUAUGACCAAGUUCCUUCUCUCCGAAGGUGCAGAUGUGAAUGCGCGCUGCCAAUAUGGGGAUACCCCUUUGCAUCUCACUCUCCGCAAGGCUGUGUUGGAUCUGGACAGGAUGCCCUCAUCAAGUCCUUCAGACUUUAUGUGUGGUAGCAUCCCCAGAAUACAAGAUGCGUGGUCUGACGGUAGAUGGAAAAUUGAGUGCCUUAAGGACUUGAUUGACGACCAUGAAAGCGAAGAAACCGCCGAAAUAUAUGAUAUAAUCUCUGAAGAGCGAAUGAAGGUUCUCAGGUCUAUCGUGACGCACCCCGACAUCGACGUUGACUUGGGAAAUCUCAAUCAAGAGACCCCAAUGCACCUUAUUACUAUCGACCAACAUGAUUCUAUCGCUGUUUUUUCCCAGCUGGCUAAGAAGUCUCCACGGACGUGUAUUCGCAACAUGCAAGGACAAACCCCGUUACACAUUGCGUGCCUCAAAGGGGAUGAGAAGAUAGCGCGCCAACUUCUACGUUUGGAUUCUUCAUCCGCAUUCGAGUGCGAUUUACAAGGACACAACCCUUUGCAUUGUGCCAUCCGCUCCGAAAACAGGAAGUUGGUGAAAGCGCUCCUAGGCCAUUUUGACAAGCAAGGUCGGAGCGCGCGCACCGAGGUGGAUGGCAAAGGGAACAAUUUGCUGCACUUCUACCUAGAGGACACGUUAUGUUUCCCAAGAAUGGUUCAUUUCCUUAUGGGUUAUGGAGUGAACGUGAACCUUCUUAACGCUGAAGGGGAUUCGCCCCUCAGCAUGUAUUUACGGUCAUUCCAUUUGGGGAAUAAAAAGGAAAUCUGCGAGCUGCUGAUAAAAAACGGUGGUGAUCCGCUAUGGAGAAACAGUCUGGGAGAAAACCUGGCUCAUGUCCACAUGCAUUCUUUCGUGGAGGAUUGCGAGGUUUUCCGGAUCUUGAAACAUUCCGGUGUCGAUAUAUUUUCCAAGGACCACAGCAACAAGAGCAUACUUCAUCACGCAGCAAUACAUGGUUCACUUGGCGAAAAAGUGGUAGUCGCCCUGCAUGACUACCACGGCUCGGACCUUUAUCUGCCUGAUAUUGAUGGAAUGACACCGCUUAUGUACGCAGAAAAACGUGCCAGUGAACAGAUUGAAGAUGAGAAUUUGGUUGGCGAAGGCAGCCGAAUCACUCUAGAGUUCUUGCGAAAGAUGGAGCGAAACGUAUUGGAAGCCGAGGACUAG
Penicillium mononematosum is the source of this 3894-nucleotide messenger RNA. RefSeq lists its product as uncharacterized. The record is from RefSeq and is a predicted model, not a curated record. NCBI's taxonomy places the organism in Eukaryota, Fungi, Ascomycota, Eurotiomycetes, Eurotiales, Aspergillaceae. The transcript has 3 exons. Gene Ontology annotation, molecular function: ATP hydrolysis activity; protein binding. Bases 1 to 3894 code for a protein of 1297 amino acids.